Bradysia coprophila is the source of this 1971-nucleotide messenger RNA. It is a transcript of the gene glo, whose product is annotated as heterogeneous nuclear ribonucleoprotein glorund. The record is from RefSeq and is a predicted model, not a curated record. Lineage: Eukaryota; Metazoa; Arthropoda; Insecta; Diptera; Sciaridae. Gene Ontology annotation, molecular function: RNA binding.
UGACAGUUCAUCCUCCAUUUGCCAUUUUCCCAAUAAUUUUAGCAUCACUGUUUGUGCGUCAAAUAAAUAAUUUUUUGCAAUUUUGCAAUUAAAUAAACGUUCGAGUGUUUGGUCAGUGAUACUUAUCCACAAAGCAAUUAACGAAUUAACGAAUUGAACAAAAUAGAAAACAAUGUCGGCUGAAGUAGGCGAAGAGUUCGAAUUCCAACAGGACUUGGCAAAUGACAAUGAGAACCAAGAUGAGCCGGGUAAUGAAGAUCAGGCAGAAGAUCAAGGCGGCCCGGAGCAAGACGGUCAAGACGAGGAUCAUGACAAUUCAUUCAUAAUUAAAUUACGUGGUCUGCCGUGGACGGUCACAAACAAGGACAUUGUGAAUUUCCUCAAAGACAUUGCCAUUGCCGAUGGGGAAAACGGUGUCCAUUUGAUUACCUACAGUCGUAACAGCACCCGUCCUAAUGGUGAAGCGUUUGUUGUGUGCGCAUCGGAGGAUGAUUACAAGAAAUCCUUUUACUACAACAAAAAAACGAUCGGAAAACGGUACAUUGAAAUUUUCAGUGCCCGUCGCGAAGAUUUCGAAAACAUCAUGCGGAAACAGAAUAUUGUCCAGCACGAUACCGUGGUGAAAUUGCGAGGAUUGCCAUGGCGUGUCACCGAAGACGAAAUUGUAAAAUUUUUUGACGGGUUGGAGCUAAACAAGGAAAAAGGAGUUCAUAUUCAUUUGGACAGAACGGGUAGGGCUUCGGGUGAAGCUUUCGUACAAUUUGAAAGUACAGAGGACUGCGAGAAGGCAUUGAAGCGAAAUAUGGAAAAAAUUGGGCACAGAUACAUUGAGAUUUUUCGAAGUACUACGGCUGAACUGCGUCGCAGCAUGUUCCAAAAUUCGGCAGGUAAUGACCGACCAUCGCCGUAUGACCGAAAUAAUCGUGGCGAUCGUGGCAGUCGAAUGAACAACUUUGGUGGCAACGAUUUUGGCAACAAUGGCCGCAAUAAUAUGAGAAGUAUGGGCGGUGAUCGACGUGGUGGUGGUGGUGGCGGCGGAGGAGGCGGUGGUGGACGCUUCGGAGGCGGUUUUUCGGAACCGUGGAAUGACAAUGGCAACAAUAUUUGGAAUAACCGGAACGAUUUUGGAUUCGGAAAUGGAAAUGGCAACGGAUUCGGAAAUUUCAACAAUGGAAACAACAGUUUUGGCAACAAUUUCGGAAACAAUUUUGCCAAUGACCGAUUCGGAAACAAUAAUGGAGGUGGCAGUGGUGGUAAUGGUGGUGGUGGUGGAAGCUGGUGCCCAUCACUAAAUGGUGGCUUCGGCAACAAUGGCAACAAUAAUGGAGGCAACCAAGGUGGCGGCGGAAACAAUAGCGGAAACGGAUAUGGCGCUUUAAACACUUUGGGCUUUGGAGGCUUAAGUGAUUUGAGAAACAACCGAGGCGGAGGUGGAGGAGGAGGUGGUGGUGGCGGUGGAUUCGGAAACAAUAACAGUCUUGGAGGCAACAAUUUUGGAAAUAUGGGAGGCGGCGGUAACAACAACUGCGGUAAUGACAUGAACGACUUCUUUUGUAUUCAUUUACGUGGCAUGCCAUAUUACUGCGACGAAAUGGAUAUAGUGAAGUUCUUCAGUCCACUAAAACCUGUCCACUGCAAUGUUAUUUAUAACAAUAAGGGUAUCCACAGCGGAGGCGGUAAUGCCUGGUUCAAGACUCACGAUGAAGCUGAGGAGGCUAUGAAACGUGACAAAGAUAAAAUGGGCAGUCGUUACAUUGAAUUGUUUUAUGACAAUCCUCCAUCGAGUAAGAACCGUCGACGAUUUUAAUAAUUUAAGGAAUUCCCUUUUUUGAAUCUGCUGCAUCUCAAAAGAAACAAAAACAAUUUCAUUCAAAUGGGUCAAAGUUUUCAGAACUUUUUUUAUGGACUCUUGAACUCAUCACUUAAAUGUAACGCAUUGGAAUCAAAAUAAAUCUCCGAUUUAAUUUGACA